UAAACCAGAGGGGUGAAGAAGACGAACAGAGCAAAAGCUAAGAAUGGAUGGACUGAGGAAGCUAGAAAAUGUACAGAAAAUUAUACAAAUGAUGGAGUCUCACGGUAUCGUUAGUUCUUCUAGCAACACCCAUAAUGCCAGCUCUCUUCGUUUUCUUGCUGAUGUAGUCCUUCUUUUGGUAUCGCGAUGCUGUGAACUUGACAUUGGUGCCAAGUGCCAAUUGAUUAUUGACCAUGUGCCAAAGUUUUCACAUGCUUUCCUUGAGGAAGCAUUGCAGUGUGCUAGUGAGCAAGGUGUUGAACAAAUGGUAAAUACCGGUCCACUUGAUUGUGGUGAUAAGAUUAUACCGGAUCCAUCUAAAAUGGGAUCCGAAGAUAUGCCAAUGAUUGGACUUGAUGCUAUGCAACGAGCUAAUUCUACAUUAGAAGAUUUUUGCAGGUCUUAUUUUAUGUUUCACAAAAUGGAUCCUCACCAACCUCAGUCUAUGUUCAGAUACCUACCGAUACUUUCAUUUACUGAAAGUUACAUUUAUCAGUUGGAUAAUUUAAAUGAGAAACUGCUGCAGCCAUCAGUGAGGAAGGAUCAAUCGUCAUAUCGUGAAUACAGUGUGGAAGAAAGCUGGGAGCUUACAUAUGUGAGAAUGAUGACCAAUGAUCCGUUUAGACCUCUUUCUAUUUUACUUCAGCAGCAUGGGCUUUUGACAGACAGGGUAAGAGAAGAGUUUAGUAGUGGAACAGAAUAUUGGUCUCUGGAGAGAAAGCUGUGUCAUGCACUUGGGAGUAAACAAGAGAUUUCAGUUGAAGAUGUCAUGAAGGCAAUUCAUCUGAAGUCCUUUGAUUACCGGGUGCUGAAUCUUCUGUUGUAUCAACUGAGAGAUGAAAAGGUCAAUGAUAUGCAUAUGGAAUUUUUGACAAUAUCGGAGUUCCUUGUGGAGAUAUCCGAUGACUUGUUUGAUUAUGAGGACGAUGUGUUAGAGAAUAGUUUCAAUAUUCUGCGCAUGUUCAAUGGAAUUUAUGGGGCUUCUGCAGCACCAACCAUGCUGGCAAAAGUUAUAACUGAAGCUGAAGAGAAGUAUGAUAGUCUUUUGAAAGCUCUCGAUCCCGAGCUCUCUCUGAAGUAUCAGAAGAGAUGUGAAGAAGCUACUAAAGAAGGCGGGAAGACGUCAGGUCCAUCUCUUGGAACAUGGAGUAUACCUUCUGUUAUUGAAGACGAGGAACUAUAUCGAUCUGAUGUUUUGAAUUCGAAGCCAUCACAGAAUACUCAACAACAGUCAAGCCCUACCAGCCAGAAACCACUAAAAUGGCAGCUGAAACAACGUAAAUCUGCAUAAACGAAAACAAAAAAAGACAAUCUGGAGGUUAGCAUCUAAUCCUCCCCAUUUACCAUCAUAGAA
Messenger RNA from Solanum verrucosum, 1393 nucleotides. RefSeq lists its product as uncharacterized. The transcript has 14 exons. The coding region runs from base 44 to 1330 and encodes 428 amino acids. The record is from RefSeq and is a predicted model, not a curated record. Lineage: Eukaryota; Viridiplantae; Streptophyta; Magnoliopsida; Solanales; Solanaceae.